Molecule: messenger RNA, 5651 nt
Organism: Biomphalaria glabrata
Lineage: Eukaryota; Metazoa; Mollusca; Gastropoda; Planorbidae
Exons: 6
Coding region: 6-1487 (493 amino acids)
Source: RefSeq, a predicted model, not a curated record
AAGAGAUGGAUAUACAAGAAUUAAAAGAUCAUGUCUCAAAAUUGAGAGGCGUUAUUGAAAGUAAACAAAAGGAAACACUGGACAUAUUUUACAAUGAAAUACAUUUUUCCGAACUAUUAAGUAACGAUGAAUAUUUCAGAGUUACACCAUCAUAUACUACUGAAACUAAGCCAGCAUUGUCUUUUAGAGGUUCAAUACAAAAGCAUGAUCCAGAGAAACUAACUGUGGAACUUGAAUAUGUUCCCUUGUCUAAAGAACACAUUAUCUUUUGUGUCAAUUGGAAUUUUUCGGUCUAUAAUGAGCAAACGGACACAUAUUUACAUUUGGCAUCGUCAGAAACUGACAUCACUGCUAAUAACCUAACAUCUAGAAUUAGCUUUCCACUCUUAGCCACUAAAACUUUUAUGAAUAAAAAUACCGCAUUGUUCAAAUGGAAUAUUACAUUUUGGCCAUUAACAAUAUGUCAAGAUAAGUUUAAAUCUGACAUAGGUAAUUAUGAGUUGUAUGAUGAAGAUAAUUUUAAAAAGGCUUUAGAUAAUAUAUUUAAAACAUUCUCCUCUAGUGACGAUAACAGUGAAACUAAGAAAAAGGAGGAAUUGUUAUUAAUUAAGGACGCCUUAAACGAGUGCGAAUAUGAACAAAAAAUGAAUGUAGAAAGAUUACAGAUCAUAGAGCAGAACGUCUUUGAAAUAAACAGUAGACUUUCUGGUAUCCUGAGUAAAAAGGUAGAUCUACCACAAACAUCUUGUGUUAAGGAAGUAACCCAAUUAACACAUUCGUCACCGAAUACUUGUCAAACAGAGCUAAAAUCUAAACAUACAAAGAAUAAUUGCAAAGCAACUCGAUUCACACCUUCUCCAUCGACUGCGAAAAGUAAUAAACAAAAGCAACUAAAGUUAAAAAGAAAAAGGACUUUGAAAGAUGAUCGCUAUUUCAAGGCAAAAAGAGCUGAGAGGUUUCCUAUAGAAGAGAGACAAAAAAAUAAGAAGCAAAACAUGAUGUGGGAACCACCACUUUUUACGAAUUUCAAUGUAUCAGAGCCUAGUAAAAUCCAAAGUAAACGAGAAAUGGAGUUAAAGCAUACAGAUACUACGGAUAUAACUUCCUUUGAGCUUCUUGAAAAAGAAAGGAAACAAGAUAUUUUGAGCCAAACAAACAAAACUCUAACUUCUUUAAAGUUUUAUCAAAAUCCAAGGCUCCCCAUGCAGCAGACAGAUGUUUCUUUCCAGUCCAAUUUCGGCUUACAAAGUGAGCUAGAGUCAGCUGCAUCAAUUUUUUCUACAAUUAAUUCUAGCUAUAAUAUAAGUGAAGAAAUGAAAGAAAAAACAGAUCAGAUACUCUCAUUGCUACAACAAUGCUUCAGUAUUUUAGAAACGGAACGAAAAAUGAAAGAGGAAAAAGAACCAAUAGGAAUUGAAAAGAAAGAAGCGAAUCAAGUGCCUAAGUAUAUGGAACUUUUUAGCUUAAAACCUAUAAAUUCUGAUUGAAAAACACAUUAAAUAAAGACAAACAUCUGCUAUGUAAUAGCAUUAUCACAGCAGAAAAAAUAUAAAUUAAUAAAGAUUACAAAAUAAAGCUUGAUCCAGUGACUGUUUAGGUAAAUUUUAGAAAAAAAUAAUAUUGAUAAAAUUUUAAUUUUUACAUUAUCGUCUCAAUUUUAAUACGAACGAAUCAUUAUAUAUAUAUAUAUAUAUUGUUACGUCUUUAUAUUGGAUGCGACUCUUUAGACAUGAAAACGACAAAUCACAGUUUAUAAAAUACUUUAAUCUUUAUUAACACUGAAAACACUUUCUUGUUCAUAGUCCUCCAUUUCGGUUCUCCUUUUCUUUCAACACGCAAUCGCACCAUUUCACAUUCACACUAAGAUGCGCACGUAACACCCCCCCUGUUUAACAAGUUCGAUGUACAUCGAACGUCCAAAAUACAAAUCACUAAAUAUAUUAUCAGACUAUUCCAAGUUAAACAAAAAUCGGUAACAUAUAAAACCAUAAUGUAAUAACUAAACAAACUCAAACACAAUGUCAUGUUAAUACCAAUACAAUUCCAACAUGGAAUAACAAUUAUAUUCAUCACAAUAAUAACUGUUAUUACGAGCAAUUGAAACCACUUCUGUUAACAUAUAUCUUUAAGUAAUCAUAUUUCUAUUAAUACAACUCGCCACUCAUAAUUUUAUGCCUGUACAAACACCAUCAUUCCAGUCGCAAUCAAAUUGUUAACAAACAAGGUCUAUCUUGCUCCAUGUAUAUUGUAGCCUCCACAACAUGACCCAGUUUAUAACUAACAACACAUAAUUAAAUACAUUGUGCAACAUCUACGUAUCUACUUUCCAGUAUUUAUACUCUUUUACAUUUCCUAUGUAGCCUUUACAAACUUCUAUAAUGUAGUAUCCUUAACCUAUAUGUAUAUGUAACUACAAUAUUUACUUCAUUACACAUAUAUUUAUUCAUUGUAGAAUAGAACAAUAAUUAGUGUCCAUCAGUCCUACCUUUUCUAAUCAUAUCUAUAUAAUUCUAACAUUAUUGACAUGCCAUCCUUUCCGCUUCCCUCCUUUGCAAUGAUGUCCCAUUGUGAUCCUACUACCGAAUGAUCUAGCUGUACUGUUUUCUAGGCUGCUAAUAUCCCUCUCUUUUCUCGUAUACGCCUCUCCACUAUCGUACCUUGAUUCCUUAAUUCUAAUUAACUGUUGACACUGUCUUCUAAUAUGCCCCCUUCUCCCACAAUUAAAGCAUAAGAUGUAUGGAUUUGUACGUCUAUAUGUGGGUUUAAAUCGCUUUCCCUGUACCACUGAUUGCCUUACUUUACUUUGAUUUGGACCCAUUCCUAUUGCAUUGCUUUCUACCUUAUCUGUUAAUUCUUUCUUCUCGUGCUCUCUGCUACCCAUGUCAUCUGAUGUAUGAGAUCUUAUGUCUUCUUCCACAUCCCCAUUUCUACCUCGCGUAAACUUUAUCCCAUAAUAUUUCUUCCAAUUCUCAAUCUCCCUUGCUGAACAUAUUUUCACCCCAUGAAUAUUCCCAAUAAUUAAAUCUAUCUCACCCUGAUCUACAACACAAGCUUCCACAGUCCCCUUAAAAUACGGUGUGUCUAUACUAACUUUAGCAAUCGGUAAUUGUACAAUAUUCCCAUUAAACAUAACACACUUCCUAGAUUCGCCUGUAUAUUCAUGGUCUUCCACUAAAUCCUUAUUCACUCCAAUAAUAGUGCUCCCUGUAUCCCUGAUGGUCUUGGCUGCCUUGUUCCCUACGAAUGUCUGAAAAAUCUCCAAUGUUCCAGUAUCAGAUGACAAUGAUAAGCCUUGCUCUAUUCUACCUUUCUCCCAGUCCUUUCUUUCCUGUCUGUUUCCUUGAUAUCUUCCGUUGCGGCUAUCAUUUUGUCUUUCAUAUGUGCCACUUCUAUACUGUCUAUCCUGUGUCUCCCUUGUUCUGUGAGAGUUAUUCUGUGUCUCACAUGUUCUGUUAAAGGCAACUAUUUCUUCUAUAUCACUGCCUCUAGAUAAUUUCUUCUCAGGAUGAGCCACUUUAUAAGCCCUUAUCAGUCUUACUAUGUCUUCUAUGGAUUUCGGUUUCCUCUCCAACAGAAAUAUUUUUAAUUCCUCCUGACACUCGUACAUCACUUUGUCCAGCAUGAGAAAUGCCUUUAGACUGUCAAAGGUUUUUUCUACCUCAGCAGUUUCUAUCCAGUUAUCGAAAUGGCUGCUCAUUUUGUCCAAGAAGGUCUGCGGGUCAUCCUCUGGUUCUAUCUCACAAUUAACAAAUUGUUGGCGAUAGAAAGCUUCUGUUUUCCUGAAAGUUCGAAGUAGUUGUUCUUUCACAAUGCUGUAGUUACCCUGGUUCAUACAUAUUUUUGAAGGCACCUCCGCUGUAAAUGAUCUCGACAAUAAGAAUGUCCAUUUGUCUUCAGGGUACUCCAGUUCUCUCAUUUCUAUUUCGAACUUCUUCAAAAAAAUGUCUAUGUCCAUUUUGUCUUCGUUGAAUAUCAAACCUUUAUAUUUUGCCAGUUUAUUCCCUGUAGAGUCACUCUUUCUUUUAUCAUUCUCUUUUCCUUGGUCUGUUUUUAACUUUUUCUCUGCUGUCUCUCUUUUCAAACGCUAAUCUUUCUCUUUCAAUGGCGACUAAUUCGUUUUUCUUCUCCUUUUCAAUGGCUAUCUUUUCUCUUUCUCUUUUGUCCUCCUUGUCUAAUCUUUCCUUUUCUUUUUCUCUUUCUCUUUUGUCCUCCAUGUCUAAUCUCUCCUUUUCUUUUUCUCUUUCCAUUGCUAAUCUCUCCCUCUCCAUCAACCUUUCUUGUACGUACUUUCUUAGUUCUGCCCCUUCAAGCUCCAACAACCUUCCCUCUUCUUUCAACGCUGCUACCUCAGCCUUGUCCGCCAUUUUCUAUUAAUAUUAAUCAAAUUGAAUAGUAUCCUGUCACUAUAUAAUAUGAUAUCUCUACUGUCUGUUGACAGGAGAUCAACUGUGUAUAAAGGACUACGUAGGUUUUACCUUUGCGUUGGGCGCCACUUGUUACGUCUUUAUAUUGAAUGCGACUCUUUAGACAUGAAAACGACAAAUCACAGUUUAUAAAAUACUUUAAUCUUUAUUAACACUGAAAACACUUUCUUGUUCAAAGUCCUCCAUUUCGGUUCUCCUUUUCUUUCAACACGCAAUCGCACCAUUUCACAUUCACACUAAGAUGCGCACGUAACAUAUAUAUAUAUAUAUAUAUAUAUAUAUAUAUAUAUAUAUAUAUAUAUAUAUAUAUAUAUAUAUAUAUAUAUAUAUAUAUAUAUAUAAGUAUAGUCAUUGUUUUAAUUACAUAUGUUAAUUUGUAACUUUCAAUUUUAUAACAACAUUUUCAAAAUUUAUAAACCUUUAUUUUAGUUAUUUAUUUUUCUAUUUUUUUCCAUAUGCAGUAAUGUAAAUAAUAAUUUUAAAUGAUAUUAUGGUAUAUAUAUAUAUAUAUAUAUAUAUAUAUAUAUACUAAAUGUAAUAUAUGCUGUUCUGUUUCUUUAAAAUAUUUAGAGCUUCUUAUUCAAACAUGCAUUCUAAUUUGUCUGAAAUAUUAUAACAAGUGUAUAUAUUCAAAUUUUUACAUCGGAUCUCAAUUCUCUUUUUGUUGUACUUUUCAUGGCGAGUUAAUUGAAUACCCUUAAUCAUCCAACAACUACUAGUUUUAAUUAUGCUUUCAAAGGUUAUAUAUGUCUAUUUAUUUUUAGAUAGAUGAAAAUUCAUUCUUUCAAUAUAAAUAUUCAAUACAUCAGUUGGCUGUGACCUAAUUCUAGAAGUUCAAACAAAAUCCAUUAAACUAUAAAAAUCGUGCAUUAUAACGUGGUAAUUACUACUGAAACAAUUUCCUGUCUUCCAAACUAAUAAAAUCGAUGACAUCAAUUUUAGAUUGGGACGGAAAGUAAAGAACAUUUCUAUUUAUGAAAGAUAUGGUUACAAGUAUAAAUAGAAGAACAUUGAGUGAGUCGUAGUGUUAGUAGGUUUCAAACUCAAAAUGUGAAAUAAAAUCAAUUGAAAAUAGUUGUAGUCAUUCAUUCGCCUUAUUUAUUAAUUCCGCAGACUCAUGAUUUGCUUUUUGAAAUAUUUUCAUUUAUUUGGAUUUAUGAACGAAUAUCGAGUAUAUUAUCUAGGUAUGUUAUACAAUGAAUAUUAUUAAAGUGUUAUAAGUAAAUA